AUGUGGAGUUUCUUCAAAGUUAACCCAGGAACUGAGGGCACUUUUGCAAAAAGGAGACCGGACGUCUGCGGUCAAGGGGUCCCAGGGCUGAGCUCCAUCCAGAGGCUCCAGGGGAGGGUCCUCCCCGCCUCUUCCAGCUUCUGGGGGCUCCAGGCGUCUGUCCCUGGGCUGGUGGCCGCCUCCCUCCAGUCUCUGCCUGCGACUCCACGCGGCUUCUCCUCUGUGUCCCUGUCUCUCCUGUGUCUUAUAAGGAUUCUGUCCUUGGGUUUAGGGCCACCCCCAUCCAGGAGGACCUCAUCUCUGACCCUUCACUCCAUCACGUCUGCAGAGACCCAGGAAUUUUAG
Rangifer tarandus platyrhynchus (Svalbard reindeer) is the source of this 345-nucleotide messenger RNA. NCBI's taxonomy places the organism in Eukaryota, Metazoa, Chordata, Mammalia, Artiodactyla, Cervidae. The record is from the annotation of a GenBank genome assembly.